AUGAUGUGGAUUCAGAUGGAACAUCCGAAGCAGCUCACUUUUACAUUCAGAAACCUGACCAAUGUGGGGCUUUUUGGUAUCUUUCCUGAGUGUGAUCUGAGAUGGACCAUAUUUAUCCUUGAAGCUGCAGCUGCCCUGCAAAAUUUCAGAGUUUGUCUGUUGUCUCGAGAACGGCAUUCGUGUGCCAAAAUAGCAAAGGGCAUUGCUGAGAAGACCAAUUUGGUGUGGGAGCCAUUGAAGGAUUUGAAGCACCUGAACUUGAAGGUUCUCCAAAUGUCCGGGUUCGAGGAGGAAGACAAGGUGACAAACUACAUAAGGCUAGUCAUGGAGCGAACUGUGGGGUUGAAGAGAAUUGAGCUCCAUGGAGAAGAGCCAUGCGAGAAAUGCGACGACAUUGAUGACAUUGACCCGAGGAAGAGAUCCCAGGUGGAUGAAGCUCGCAGGCGUUGGAUUAAGGAGCGACUCACACAUGGGCCCUCCUCAUCCGUGGAGAUAAUAAUAUGCUGA
Molecule: messenger RNA, 507 nt
Organism: Triticum turgidum subsp. durum (durum wheat)
Lineage: Eukaryota; Viridiplantae; Streptophyta; Magnoliopsida; Poales; Poaceae
Source: the annotation of a GenBank genome assembly